Messenger RNA from Racocetra persica, 139 nucleotides. The record is from the annotation of a GenBank genome assembly. NCBI's taxonomy places the organism in Eukaryota, Fungi, Glomeromycota, Glomeromycetes, Diversisporales, Gigasporaceae.
GGUUGGCACAUUUAUCCAUUGAGAAAAAUUUCUGAAUGGAGGCAAUGGAAGUCGUCUAACUCCUCCAUUGAGAGCAACUUCCGAAUGGGACCAAUGGAAGCCAACAAUUUUAUUAAUAUCGACAGGUUAUGUUUAUUGG